Exophiala xenobiotica is the source of this 1518-nucleotide messenger RNA. RefSeq lists its product as uncharacterized. The record is from RefSeq and is a predicted model, not a curated record. Gene Ontology annotation, molecular function: structural constituent of ribosome. NCBI's taxonomy places the organism in Eukaryota, Fungi, Ascomycota, Eurotiomycetes, Chaetothyriales, Herpotrichiellaceae. Gene Ontology annotation, biological process: mitochondrial translation. The coding region runs from base 116 to 1348 and encodes 410 amino acids. The transcript has 2 exons. Gene Ontology annotation, cellular component: mitochondrial small ribosomal subunit.
CACCAUGAGCAUUUCUCAGCGCUUACUUCGUCUCAGCCAACAGAGUCGUCAAGCUUGCUGGCCAUGACAUAGCCUCCAAUUUACACAUCUGAUUCUUUGAUCCUCUAUACCCACUAUGCCACCUCGAAUACCCCCCUCGACCGCUUCGCUUGCUCUUCCUCCUCCAUCCGUCCACACACACUGCAAAUCAUGUCUCAAUCGUGCUUUUUCCUCUACACCUGCCUCGCAAACGAGGCUACGAGCUCAGAUGUUUGCGUGGCUCCAAGGGCCUGGUGAAGUUUUUCGACGACCUUUAGCUGGAUCAACGAAUUACCUUUCUGCCUACGAUAGACGAGGGAAUCUCCUGCGAGGAAAAGAUCAACAAAGGCCUACUGGUGCUCCUUCUGAUCCUUCCGAGGCUCCAGAUAGUGAAGCUGCUCGAGCACUUGAUGCAGCCGCGGAAGAAACUCCGAUCCGCAAGGAAACGCAAAACGAUUUGAGACCUUUCCCCCUGAAUCGAUAUUUUGUCUCGGAAAGCAUACUUUCAGAAGAGUUGCAACAUGAGAUAUGGCGGCGGGUACAGGUACAACAGAAAUCUGUUCGUCAAGUCUCCAUUGAGAUGGGCGUGGACAUGCGCAGAGUCGCUGCGGUUGUACGACUGGUCGAGGUUGAGAAGAGGAUGAUUGCAGAGAAGAAGGACCUUGCCAUCCCCUACGCCAAGGCCGUCCACUCGAUGCUUCCAGUGAACAGGAUCGACGAGCGCACAAAGAAGCCCAUGGAACCUCACGAAUCCAUUAACGACCUUGAACAGCACCCUUUGACUUACCCUCAAAUAUUCUACCCUGCCUCCGAAUCUCGCGCGUUCAACCGUACCGACGCCGGUCGUGUCUUCAGUGGCGCACCUCGUCUGCCAGAUGACCAAGAUGUCGGACAAGGUGGGAAACCUGCCAAAGAAGCUUGGGAGGACAAGAAGCCCGAGUAUGUCGGCCAAGCAGGUCAUUCACACCCUAUCCUGAAGCCUGCCGAUUCGCGUAUUCCCCACCCACACUUGAUUGCAUUCGAGAAAGACAAGCUUGACCCAAAGUUUGCCUACGAUCACCGGAAGCGACAGGCUCGACAUUUAGCGCGUCUUGAGGAGGAUGCGCGCAAGAGCAAGGAAGCCAAAGAGAUCAGAGCCCGGUUGGAAGAGGAGAGGAAGAAGCGUAUUGACACCGGACGGUGGCAAUUCAUCUUUACAGACGUAACAGCAACGAGGGAAGGAACUAGGCUCGAUGGACGCGGGACGAAGAGCCCUGGUUUCAGGUAUGGUGUACCUUCGCAGGAGAGAAAGAAAGGCCAGGUCAAAAUUCCAACAAAGGUGGAGGUCUAGGAGUUCUGGAUGCAGUGUCUGGGCUUCAUGUUGAUCUCCUGGGCAGGCUUAGCCAUGAUGUACGAUAUAAAACCCCAAAUAAUUGUCCUGUGUACAUUAUCGAGGGCCUUGAACAGCUCCGCAGAGGCUAUGAAAUGAUAUUAGGCCGAAGGACUCUCGAAAACCCAAAU